Molecule: messenger RNA, 1147 nt
Organism: Drosophila melanogaster (fruit fly)
Lineage: Eukaryota; Metazoa; Arthropoda; Insecta; Diptera; Drosophilidae
Exons: 3
Molecular function (GO): L-galactose dehydrogenase activity; oxidoreductase activity
Source: RefSeq, marked reviewed
GUUGUUCCUUUCAUUCAAACUUGUUAGUUGAACAGAAAAGGAUGUCGGGAUCACUGCCAGCUACUUUCGUCAAGGGUUUCCACGAUGAGGAGAAGGUGCGUCGUAUGGAGUACCGCCAACUCGGAUCCACGGGUCUGCACGUGUCUAAAUUAGCUAUAGGUGGCUCCCCCCUUUGCAAUCUCUUCUUUGAUGACUAUGAUCGCGAGGAGGGCAUCCUUAUGGUGCAGGAGGCCAUUAGAUCUGGCAUUAACUAUAUAGACACAGCUCCAUUCUAUCGGAGGUGCUGCUUGGCCAGGCCCUAAAGGAUGUACCCCGGGAGGCCUAUUAUAUUGCCACUAAAGUGGCGCGCUACGGGCUGGAUCCGAAGAAUAUGUUUGACUAUUCGGCUGACAAAGCUCGGGAGAGUGUGAAGCGGAGUCUGGAGCGGCUCCAGUUGGACAGGGUGGACAUACUACAGGUUCAUGACGUGGACGCGGCACCCAAUCUAGACAUAGUGCUGAAUGAGACCAUACCCGUCCUCGAGGAGUACGUCCAGGCGGGAAAGGCUCGAUUCAUCGGAGUCACCGCCUACGAUGUGGACGUGCUGAAGGAGUGUGCCGAGCGGGGCAAGGGUCGCAUUCAGGUGGUGCUCAACUAUGCUCGUUACACCCUUUUAGACAACACCUUGCUGCGCUACAUGAAGGACUUCCAGAAAAUGGGAGUGGGCGUUGUCUGUGCGGCCGCUCACUCAUUGGGACUCUUGAGAAACGCUGGACCACAUGCAUCGCAUCCCGGUAGUCAGGAAAUCCUGGCCGUGGCCAAACGGGGGGCCGAAAUCUGCCAGCAGAGGAACGUGGAGCUGGGAAAGCUGGCCAUGUACUAUACGAUGCAACUGGAUGGGGCGGCCACCUUCCUCAUCGGCAUCCCCAACCGAAAGCUGCUGCGGAUUAACCUGGACGCGAUCUUCGACGGUCUCACUUCCCACGAACAGGAAGUGCUGCAGUAUUUGCGCGAAAACGUCUUUACCAAGUCCUACAGUUGGGGAUCCACUUUAUCCACGGCUAAGUUGUUAAAGUGAGAAACCAAUAAAUCAAUGGAAAUGCAGAAAGAACGGAUUUAAAAUAAACUUUAGAUUAUACAAUUCACUUAAAUAAAAAGUUAUUAAGGG